CACUUUACCUAUCAUCAUCCAUCACUGCUGAGCAGUCUCAGUUUUAUUAUAUCUUUCAGUAUAGAUACGUGAUUCUUCCUCUUCCUCAUCAUAUCUCGCAAGCAAUGGCUGCGUAUCUCCCUUUAGAGAUUGUCCAGUCCAUCCUUCUCCACCUCGAUGUGGAAACAUAUAUUGCCGCACGGCAGACGUGUCGCUCCUGGCGUUGUGCGGCGUCAACACCAUACAUGUUCAGGAAAGCUCUACAGCAAGUCCCGGUCUCAUUGCCUCCAACGAUAAACACCUUGACUCAAGAUCAAUGGACCGCAUACUUCGCGCAGAUCACCCGCUUGAAUCUACUACACUGCCGACAGGAUAUUCAGAAGUCAGUGACCCAACGGGAUCUCCCCCAGGAAUGCUCCCCUACCACUGUGGUGGGCACCUCAGCUGAUGGACGGAAACUGGUGAGCCUGAAAGGAGGGCGGGCGACCGUAUACGAGCGUGUAAACCUGACAAAUCCAUGGGAAUACUCCCGCAGUAUAACACUUUGCUCGCAGUGGACCUCUGUCGUCCGUGCCAUGCUAGAAGGGGGAACCGCAGGCUGCAUGUCCAUCAAUCAGCGAUACGCAAAACAAAGUAUUGCUUUCUCCUCUCAAGGGGACUUUAUCGCCGUAGGGCUGGGGAGAACCAUCCAAAUCUACAGCCUUCGCAAGGAUGAAAAUCUUCUCUCUCCUGCAGAAUAUGUACUAGGCCAGGAUAACUCCUUAGCCAGCACCACACGAGGCCAUUACGAGGACACAGACGGCGUCGUUGAUUCCCUAGAGUUUGCCGACAACGACACUCUCCUCCGUGUCUCUAUCAACAAAGAAACAACUAUUCACCAGCCCACCCGAGUGCGGUACUUGGGCUGCCCAGACCUCGCACACAACCUACCCGACCUCAACUACUGGCAAGCAAACAUCAACCGGAUCUACCUCGACUCGUCAUCUUUAUCAGUGGCGCUCGCAGGACAGGACGAAUACCGACUGAUCUUCCGAGGCCUACGACUCCUCCCCCCAUCAUUCCUCGCAACUCAGCAGCAAGAACAAGAAGACCAGCAAACGUCUCCUCUAACGUCACGCUAUUUUGUCGCAUCACUACAAUCAGGCGUCAUCCACAGCUACUGCAUCGGCCUCGCAACCCCCCUCACAUCCAACUCCCCCCAAACAGUGAAGGUACACCGACUCCUCCCAUCCGCCUAUUUCCGCCCAGGAGAUGGCAUCACAGGCACCCGCACUGAAGAACUCCCGCCACUCAACCCACGCCUCCCAGCCAGCCGCUGCGACGAGCAACACAUAACAUAUAACCUCCUCGACAAAGUUCCCCGGUGGAACGCAGCCAACCUCCCAUCCGCAACCUUCCCAUCCCCUCUCCUAUCCAUCUCCACCGACCACAAAAUCCUCGCCCUCUACGAACCAAGCGGCAACUACUCCCCUGCCAUUGUCUCCGGCGGCUCAUUAUACUUAUACUGUCUCGAAAACUGCCACCCCGUAUACCAACCGGGUCCGCAGAGAUUCAAACAGCCAACCCAGAAGACCUCCCUCCCUCAUCAGCGGGCUAAUAGCCCCGACGACAAAUUCAGCGCCGAUGCCAGAUAUCCGCCCCCGGACAUCGUUCCCUCUUGGCCAUUCCUUCUUGACAAAGUGCCUGUUGAUAUUGACAGUCUUGAAGUGAAACGGUCAACCCAAGACGAUGGUGUUGUCUAUUUGAAGAGUUGUGCAUAUACCGUUACCGCGCGUUCAGGCGGACAGGUUCUGGAGUGGCGGAUGAGUUCUUAGGUUGUUACGAGUCUGAGAGAUCGUUUCCUUUGCUUUCCUUUUUCGGGUUCUUUUUAUUCGGAUAGAUUGGUGUUUCAUGCGAUUAUAUUUAAUGGGAUAGAUCUGGACAGAAUGGUAUCCUAAUGCUCACUUGUAUAAGUUAUAAUUUGAUAGAUUAGGGAAUACUUUACGAACGGUUCGUGCAACCUCAACCUUGUGUUAUUACUGUAUGUUCAAUUAAUUAAUAACGAGUAUCUACAUACACUAACAGCCAAGGCUGGUAGCAAAAUGGACCACAUGGAGGGGAAAGGGUAAACAGAUGCAUAUGCUUGGAAUAUCUUGUGUAGGAACGUGACUCGCAAGGCAAACAUGUCACUAUCGGG
Messenger RNA from Aspergillus caelatus, 2155 nucleotides. Its product is annotated as F-box protein. Gene Ontology annotation, molecular function: protein binding. The record is from RefSeq and is a predicted model, not a curated record. The transcript has a single exon. The coding region runs from base 105 to 1793 and encodes 562 amino acids. NCBI's taxonomy places the organism in Eukaryota, Fungi, Ascomycota, Eurotiomycetes, Eurotiales, Aspergillaceae.